Alosa alosa (allis shad) is the source of this 1149-nucleotide messenger RNA. RefSeq lists its product as uncharacterized. NCBI's taxonomy places the organism in Eukaryota, Metazoa, Chordata, Actinopteri, Clupeiformes, Clupeidae. The transcript is spliced from 7 exons. Bases 160 to 966 code for a protein of 268 amino acids. The record is from RefSeq and is a predicted model, not a curated record.
AGCUGGUGGCUAGCAUGAACAUCACCUGAAACAUUUGGUAGCAUCUACAGUUCUCUCUGUGGCUUGUCUUUAGGUACAAGUUGUCUGAAUAUUAUCGUCACCAUAUUGCUAUUGCUUUAUUCCAGGUUUGUUACAGCCAACAUUAAACAGCUUAGUCAGAUGGAGCUCCAGAUUGAGAAUGAUGAAGAAUUCUUGUCUUUUGCCAGGAGGUCGAAGGAGGUGCAACGAAUGUGUGAGGAGGAGGUCCCACAGUCUGUAUCUUUCCAGGAGCCCAGUGCUUUCCCCCAGUAUGAUGAGGCAUUCUGGGAUAGAAUUGUACAUCAACCUAGCCACGAGAGUCCCCAUGUCAACUGCUUCACAUCCCCCAGAGGACAUGUGAAUGCAAAGGGAGUCAUACAGGGGCCACCCUCAAAACGCCGAUGGGGUGAGGAUUUGGCUCUGGGAGCAGAGCAGCUGCCUUCCCCAGCUGAUCUGAUGGGGCGUCGGCAGAAGGGGAAGCGGAGCACUGAGGUGCGGAGGACUCCAGCGAUGCAGCCCAAAGUGGCCGCCGUGUUGAACCACAUAGGGGAUCUGAAGAGAAGACAGAGCUCCAUUGACCUGCUCAAGAGGGAUAUCUGGUGGAGCGACAGCAAUGAGUUUGUGCCAACAGAAGACAACACAAUGGGGUAUAAGGACCUUAUAGAGGCUCGGGAUGAGCAGUUGCUUGAGCCCAUUUCCAGAGAUGGUUUAAAGGAGACUCCAAUAGACUUACAAGAUAGCAUUACCCAUACAUACACAAACGCCGCAUUGUACAGCCACAAGCACAUGCUUCCUGGAUGUGAUCAGAUGCUGAGUCUUGCGCCAGGUGGAAAUCCCAUGACAGCUUUUGUUCUUGCAUCUGCGGACCGGCAGUCACAGAGAGCCUGGCAAAGCCCCAGUUUGCCGCAGGAACAAUUCUGGGGAUUUGGGCAAAGAACCGAGGAGUGAAAAUGUUCUGUUCUGGGGCUUACAGCACUCCUUUAUUUCAGAUGGGAAAUGCUUUCCUUCGUCAUGUUUUUAUCAUUAAUUGUCAAGGAAUGUAGUCAUUUACUCAUGCAUCUCAAGCUUCAAUGUUUUUUUUAUGAUAGUGUAAUAAUCAAAUCUUAACACCAUAAGUUAAAUUAAAUAAUA